Ictidomys tridecemlineatus (thirteen-lined ground squirrel) is the source of this 1399-nucleotide messenger RNA. It is a transcript of the gene Stub1, whose product is annotated as STIP1 homology and U-box containing protein 1. Gene Ontology annotation, molecular function: ubiquitin protein ligase activity; protein-folding chaperone binding. Gene Ontology annotation, cellular component: Z disc; cytoplasm. Gene Ontology annotation, biological process: proteasome-mediated ubiquitin-dependent protein catabolic process; cellular response to misfolded protein; positive regulation of proteolysis. Lineage: Eukaryota; Metazoa; Chordata; Mammalia; Rodentia; Sciuridae. The record is from RefSeq and is a predicted model, not a curated record.
CCGCCCCGCGCCGGAAGUUCCGGUGGCGAAUCGCCCGACCGGGCCGAGCGGAUCGCGGCGCGGGGUGCGGGUGAGGGGCGGCCGGGCGCGGAGCCCGGGAGCGGAACCCAGUCCGUGCCGCGCGGCGCCAUGAAGGGCAAGGAGGAGAAGGAGGGUGGCGCGCGUCUAGGCGCCGGCGGCGGCAGCCCAGAGAAGAGUCCGAGCGCGCAGGAGCUCAAGGAACAGGGCAACCGGCUCUUCGUGGGCCGCAAGUACCCGGAGGCGGCGGCCUGCUACGGCCGCGCCAUCACUCGGAACCCCCUGGUGGCAGUGUACUAUACCAACCGGGCCCUGUGCUACCUGAAGAUGCAGCAGCCAGAGCAGGCUCUGGCCGACUGUCGGCGAGCCCUGGAGCUGGAUGGGCAGUCUGUGAAGGCACACUUCUUUCUGGGUCAGUGCCAGCUGGAGAUGGAGAGCUACGACGAGGCCAUUGCCAAUCUGCAGCGAGCUUACAGCUUGGCCAAGGAGCAGCGGCUCAACUUUGGGGAUGACAUCCCUAGUGCUCUGCGCAUCGCCAAGAAGAAACGCUGGAAUAGCAUUGAGGAGCGGCGCAUCCACCAGGAGAGCGAGCUGCAUGCCUACCUCUCACGGCUCAUCACUGCAGAGCGCGAGAGGGAGCUGGAGGAGUGUCAGCGGAACCAUGAAGGUGAUGAGGAUGACGGCCACGUCCGUGCCCAGCAAGCCUGCAUCGAGGCCAAGCACGUGAGGGUGCCCCUGGCCCAUGUGUGUGUGUUGGAGUGUGUGUGUGAGACAGAGGGGUACCCCCGACUGAUGUUGGGUUAUGUGCCUGCGUGUGGCCCACACAUGCUCCACUCUUCACAGGACAAAUACAUGGCGGACAUGGAUGAGCUCUUCUCUCAGGUAGACGAGAAGAGAAAGAAACGAGACAUCCCUGACUACCUGUGUGGAAAGAUCAGCUUUGAGCUGAUGCGGGAACCCUGCAUCACGCCAAGUGGCAUCACUUAUGACCGCAAAGACAUUGAGGAGCAUCUGCAGCGUGUGGGCCAUUUUGACCCUGUGACUCGGAGCCCCCUGACCCAGGAACAGCUCAUCCCCAACCUGGCCAUGAAGGAAGUCAUCGAUGCAUUCAUCUCUGAGAACGGCUGGGUGGAGGACUACUGAGGACCUCGCCCCAGAGGGUCCUGAGGCAGAAGCCCCAGAACCUGUACAUAGUUUGUGUCUCUGGGCCCAUCCCCAUCAGUUCUGCUAGUGGGCUCUGGACUGCUCCCUCUUUCAGCAUAGCCCUUGCUGGGCCAUGAGCCUUCCCUGUCCCUUUCUGGGCAGGAAAAGCAGGUGAGGGUGGGCUGGGCUGAGGCCCCUGCUGCUGCCACUGUCUCUGUAAUAAAAUCUGUGAGCACUA